Messenger RNA from Gadus chalcogrammus (walleye pollock), 1826 nucleotides. RefSeq names its product junction-mediating and -regulatory protein-like. The record is from RefSeq and is a predicted model, not a curated record. Gene Ontology annotation, cellular component: cytoplasm; endoplasmic reticulum-Golgi intermediate compartment membrane. Gene Ontology annotation, biological process: endoplasmic reticulum to Golgi vesicle-mediated transport; Arp2/3 complex-mediated actin nucleation. Lineage: Eukaryota; Metazoa; Chordata; Actinopteri; Gadiformes; Gadidae. Gene Ontology annotation, molecular function: Arp2/3 complex binding. The transcript has 5 exons. The coding region runs from base 273 to 1412 and encodes 379 amino acids.
CUCUUGAAGUUGGUUUCUUGUGACGGUAAUUUCCUCAUCAGCCUCCUCCUGCUCCUCUGCACUGAAACAUUCCUCAAUCACUCCCAACACACCUCUACUGCCGAGCGGAUCCAUGCCGAGAGGAGGGGACCCUGCAGGACGAAACCGGUCAGAGGUCCACUCGAUAUGUCCGACAUAGGACCACAUGCGGCAAGUAAUAAGUAGCCUAAGCCAAAGGUAAAGCCUCGUGACGUCAGAGAAAUGGUGACCGGGGUAAACAACAGGCCCUUUUCAUGGAAACGAACAGCAUGGACAGCUUAGACGGUUGGGUCGCCGUAAAGACGAACCUUUUUGAUGAAGAGGAGUUGUUUCGACUGGUCUUCAUCGUCCAGUGGAGUGUGAUCGAGUCCAAGUUCGCGGUCACUUGUCACAACAGGACGCUGCAGCGGCGGACGCGGAGACUCCCCGCUGAGCAGGACCCCGAAGAGAGGAGACUCUCCGCUGAACUGGACCCCGACGAGACGAGCUGGGCCGGGCUGUUCUCUCUCCACGACCUGAGGAUGAUCCACCAGCAGCUGACGGGGGUGGCCGAUAUAUUGGGGCCCUAUUUUCCGGAUUUAUCAGACUUCGAAGAUGGGAACAUCUGGGAUUUGCUGUUCCUCACCAGGAGGUCCAACCUGGGCGAGGAGGACGACGAUGGGAGAGAUAUAGAUAUGCCUUGUCGAAACCUGGAAAGAUAUUUCAGCACGGCGAUUGAUAUCUGCGGGCGAAAGAUAGUCCUCGACUCGUUGUUCUCUCAGGAUGAUGUCGAGGAGUACUUUGAAAAUCUACAAGAGUUUAAGAAGAAGACUAUGCAAGAAGAGGUUUCAAGAGCCAAGGACCACCUGAGAAAGUUGCUGCAGAGCCACUGGGCCGCAGACAGGAUGGUCCUGCUGCUGGAUCUCUACCAGGACGAAGACCAAGCCUACCAGGACCUGGUCACCGCAGCCACCGUCUUCUUCCAGUACCUGCUGCAACCCUUCAGGGACAUGAGGGAGCUGUCCUGCCUCUACAAGAUGGAGAUCCUGCUGCUGGACUAUGAGGAGCUGGGCCCAAAGCGACUGUCUGCUCUGGAGAAGGAGGCGGAGGAGUGGAGGAGGAGAGCGGAGGAUGCCGUCUCAUCCAUCCAGGACGUCACCGUCCGCUACUUCAUACAGACGUCCAAAGCUCUGUCAGGUAUGGUCAAGCAGAUGGAGGAGGACAAGGGCCGCUUCGGGGCGUCGGCCUGGGCCUCGGCCAUGCCCCGACUGGAGAAACUGCGCUUCCUGAUGGCCAAGGAGUCCCUGCAGCACAUGAGGGCCUCUGAGAUGUGUCUGAAACGCAAGAAGGAGGGCAUCAGAGAGCGGGUACGUCCCGCUUGCCAGGGUGGUCUAACCCUAACCCCUCUAAGGUAAACACUAGGGUCAGGGUUUUGGUCUGACCUUUGUAAAGGUCAACCCUCGGCCCUAUGGGGUCGCGCCGCUCUCUAUAUGAAUCAUGCGUUCGGAGGGGACAAUGUUGGACUCAAAUGAAACCAUGAAUACAAGGGGGUAUGAAGCCUUCUCAUGUGACGGGAGCAGAGUUUUGUUUUCUUUCCCUUUUUCUCAAAGAGUCCUUAAGAUAUGGAGAACCGUUUUAUUACAGUGGUUUUACAUUAAAGUGUAAUUCCGGCGAAAAUUUAACCCAGGGUCCUUGUUUCGGCAUGAAAAAAAAUAAGCCACCCGAUACCUUUUUCAUUGAAAAUCGAGUAUUCGAGUUUGCCUGGCGCAAAGUUUGGCGUCCAUGUUAUUGGCUUGGGGCAUUGAGUUUCGCUUCCAAAUCGGCAUUUU